AGCGAGGGGGGGGCGGAGCCAAGCCCCCGGCCGGCCUUGUGUCGCUCGGAGCCGCCGCCAUGCUGGUGCUCUCGUUCCCCGGUGGCCGCUUCCCUCUCCGGCCGGCGGCCUUCUUCCCCUCCCUGCUCACACUCCUUCUCCUCGUCUCGCUGCCGGGCCCAGGCCGGCCGAUCUCUUUCCACCUGCCGGGCAAGGCCCGCAAAUGCCUGCGGGAGGAGAUUCACCGCGACAUGCUGGUGACGGGCGAGUACGAGGUGGCCCCUCCGCCGGAAAUACUUUGUGACUUGAAUAUUACUGACUCAGCUGGGCACAUUCUGUAUUCCAAGGAGGAUGCUACCAAGGGCAAAUUCGCUUUUACUACAGAAGAUUAUGAUACGUUUGAAGCUUGCUUUGAAAGCAAACUCCCUGUGGGAACAGGGCGGAUGCCAGACCAGCUCGUGACCUUGAACAUGAAGCAUGGAGUAGAAGCAAAGAACUAUGAGGAGAUUGCUAAAGUGGAAAAGUUGAAGCCUCUGGAGCUGGAGCUGCGAAGGCUAGAAGAUCUUUCAGAGUCCAUUGUGAAUGAUUUUGCCUAUAUGAAGAAGCGGGAGGAGGAGAUGCGGGAUACCAACGAAUCUACCAACACUCGGGUACUAUAUUUCAGCAUUUUCUCCAUGUUUUGCCUUAUUGGACUAGCUACUUGGCAGGUCUUCUAUCUGCGUCAUUUUUUCAAGGCCAAGAAGCUGAUUGAAUAACAGAAGGACAGUUUCCCUUUUUGAAAUUCCAGCAGAACAAAACAGAGACCCAACAGUGGUCAUUUAGAGCCACCUCAGAGCUGACCAACUAAAUGGAGCUUUUUCUGUAAUCUACCCCCAUGGGGAGGGAGGGAAGUCCUGGGAACGGAAAACCAUGAGGAGGUUCUUACUGGAUAGAGUGGGAAGAAAUAAAAUUAUCUCAAGACAUUUUUGGUUGGCUUUUGCACUGUCUUUAUCUCUCCUUAAGAGCUUAUGUUGGGUGAUUUCUUAAAAUUGAUCCUUUAAGCCUCUUCAUUGCAUAAACUUGUUAAACUUGAAGUAGUCCAUCUGUUACCACAUAAGGUUUUGUGUGAAAAUGGCCCAGAUAUGCUUGAAGUCACUAUUAUCAUAAGCAGGUCUUUUUGCAGAAUGGUUAAUAGAAGUGGAGUGGAAAUUCUCUGUGGUAGUUUUCUAUCAAAAUACUUACUGUUCGUUAAUAAAGGGUGAAUGGGGGAAAUAAAUAAGCCACUCUGCUUAGAUAACAGAAUACAGUAACAGGAUGUACUUCAGGCUCUUUGUCUUCUCUUGUCCAAUUCAUUCUUUGAUGUCAUUUCUUUUCUAAAUUGUUCUGAAAUGGUACAGUUGUUGAGAAAAUCUUGGAUUCUAUAAAAGGCUGUUUGUUUAAAUCUAAGAAGUGCUUGUCAAAUGUAUACUUUCUGUACAUGAGCAGGUUAAAUCCUAUUUUUGAAGUAAAAUCUGUCUUUUUUCUCUGCCCAGCAUAAACCUCUGUUAUCUGCCAAAGGUAGAAGUAAACCUGCUACUGAUUCAAUGUCUAACCUCUUUUGUAACAGACUUCAGAUAAAAUUACAGCCCAGUGUUUGUA
Messenger RNA from Pogona vitticeps (central bearded dragon), 1596 nucleotides. Lineage: Eukaryota; Metazoa; Chordata; Lepidosauria; Squamata; Agamidae. The record is from RefSeq and is a predicted model, not a curated record.